This is a messenger RNA of Strongylocentrotus purpuratus (purple sea urchin), 2605 nucleotides long. It is a transcript of the gene gtpbp2, whose product is annotated as GTP-binding protein 2. The record is from RefSeq and is a predicted model, not a curated record. The transcript has 12 exons. Gene Ontology annotation, biological process: translational elongation. NCBI's taxonomy places the organism in Eukaryota, Metazoa, Echinodermata, Echinoidea, Camarodonta, Strongylocentrotidae. Gene Ontology annotation, molecular function: GTP binding; GTPase activity; translation elongation factor activity. Bases 134 to 1834 code for a protein of 566 amino acids.
UGCGCAUGCGCAGUGCGUGAGGUGGCAUAUACAGAGGAUUGACUGGUUGUAUCAAGAGCGGAGAAAUCCGACUUUGAACAGCAUUUUAGCAGCAAUUUCUGACCUGAAAUGUGCACUCGUGUUUGAUUUCAACAUGGAUAUUAGCUGGAAUUUGUCGGGUUUCAUGAGCAGCCAGGAGAAAGUAGAGGUAUCUUCCUGCUCCCUGAACAACCUUCCGCCAGAGGCUGCAGAAGGCAAUAUUGAGUAUAAGUUGAAGCUAGUGAAUCCAUCCAGUAGUCGCUUCGAGCACCUAGUGAGCCAGAUGAAAUGGAGGUUGAGGGAGGGCCAAGGAGAAGCUAUCUACGAGAUUGGGGUAGAAGACAAUGGCAUGCUAGCCGGUCUCUCCCAAGAGGAAUUGGAAGCAUCGUUGGAUACUCUCAACAGAAUGGCAUCCAGACUUGGAGCUACAACGACCAUCCUGAGGGAGCGGUGUGUAGAUUGUGAAGGAGAGAAUACUGACAGGAAAGCUUGUGAAGUACUUGUGAGGAGGGUUCCUGAUGACCAGCAGUUCAUAGAUCUUCGGAUAGCAGUACUAGGCAAUGUAGAAGCGGGAAAGAGCACUCUACUAGGGGUCUUGACACAGGGUGAACUGGACAAUGGCAGGGGGAGGGCACGACUGAAUCUCUUCCGCCAUCUACAUGAGAUCCAGUCAGGCAGGACGUCCAGUAUCAGCCAUGAGAUACUUGGUUUUAAUAGCAGAGGAAAGGUGAUCAACUACUGUGAUUCUCAGCAAGGUUGUUUAACAGCAGAAGAGAUCUGUGAGAAUGCUUCCAAGCUCAUCACCCUGCUAGACCUGGCUGGGCAUCAGAAGUACAUCAAGACGACCAUCUUUGGGCUGAUGGGAUACGCACCAGACUUUGCCAUGCUCGUCAUCAGUGCAAGCACAGGCAUCGCUGGUACCACCAGGGAACAUCUAGGACUGGCCAUGGCUCUCCAGGUGCCCAUCUUCAUUGUGGUCAGCAAGAUGGACAUCUGUUGUUCAGCGGUCAGGCAGCGUACCAUCUCUCAGCUGACCAGGCUCUUGACCGGUCCAGGCUGCAAGAAGGUUCCCUAUCAAGUCAACAAUGAAGAUGAUGCCGUCACAGCCGCAAUCAACUUCAACAACUCAAACAUAUGUCCAAUCUUCUGCGUGUCCAGCGUCACAGGAGCUAACAUGGAGAUGCUCAAGAAAUUCCUCUAUGUUUUGUCUCCUGCCAACACUUCUAUGGAACAAGAAAAGCUGACGCAGGAAUUGACGGAAUACCAGGUUGAUGAGGUGUACAGUGUUCCGAAUGUUGGGCGAGUAGUAGGAGGUACACUAUACAGGGGGGUCAUCAAAGAGGACGACACUCUACUACUAGGACCUAGUGAGGAAGGGACCUUCAGCAAAGUGAACAUCCAGAGUAUACACAGGAACCGGUCAGCAAGCAGGGUGGUCAGGGCAGGUCAAGCGGCCACUCUGGCCCUAGGGGAGAUGGAAAAGCCCAUUAGAAAGGGAAUGGUUUUAGUAAGUGAGAAACUAAAGCCAACACCUUGCUACGAGUUUGAAGCUGAUAUAUGUAUCCUGUACCAUACUACCUCCGUCAGUCGUGGAUACCAAGCAACCGUGCAUAUAGGCAACGUCUGCCAGAAUGCUAUUAUAUGUGACAUGGACAAGGAUUCUGUGAAAAUCAACGAGCAGGCUUUGGUGAAGUUCCGGUUUGUACGGCAGCCUGAGUACAUCCGGGAGGGCGCCAGAAUCCUCUUCCGAGAAGGCUCUGCUAAAGGUCUUGGACAAGUCACCAAGGUCUUUGCAUUAUCAGCAGUGGAAAGAUAAGGAGGUGUACAUUGAUAUAUUGAUAGCAUUAUUAAGAUUGGGAAAUAUCAUAUUAAACUUGAGCAUAAUUAGAAAUUAUUAAUAUGUCAUCAUUAAUCAAGGAUAACUAGAUAUAACAAUAUCUCAAACAGCAUAAAUGGUUUUGAAAGCAGGGCCAUUUCCAUUUUGAAUGCUAGGAGGGUGUUCAUGUUUAAAAUAAUCGAAAUUAACCACUUUCUGGCUCGUAAUAGACAAAAUCAUCUCUGUAUUAAAAUAUAACAGUUAAUGCCCUUCUGGCUCUCAGCACAUGAUGUAUUCUUCAUCCAAAGAGGUUGUAUCUUGCCUAUUGCAAUUAUAUUUAUGUAGAAGUCUGCUUGUUCCUUCAUCAUCGUAGUUUUAGCACUGUACAUAGUUUUCUUCACACAUCAUGUUUUACAAGUUAUUUAGCUACCAAUUGCUGUUGCUGAAUUUUGAACAACGGCAGAAUACCCCACCACACAAGUAACCCUAACCCUGACCCAAACUUUAACCCUAGACUUGACCCGAACCCUCAUUUAUUGUGGUGGGGUCUUAUGUAGAUAUGCCUAGAAUUUGUUGAUACCAAAGAAGCCUAAAAUGUAGUUAUAUUUAACAAAUUUGUCGGAGGUGCUAUGGAUUGCUUUUAGUCAAAUAUGAUGUGCAUCUGAAUUAGGAAAUAUUAAAUCGAUAGCUGUAUUUCACUUAAAAUUAGCUGUCAGCUUGAAUGCAGAAACUAAAUUGAAAUAAUUUAAAACAUUGUAUUCUAUUCUAUCA